Naegleria lovaniensis is the source of this 1716-nucleotide messenger RNA. RefSeq lists its product as uncharacterized. The coding region runs from base 1 to 1716 and encodes 571 amino acids. Gene Ontology annotation, molecular function: hydrolase activity, hydrolyzing O-glycosyl compounds. Lineage: Eukaryota; Heterolobosea; Eutetramitea; Acrasida; Naegleriidae. The record is from RefSeq and is a predicted model, not a curated record. The transcript has 2 exons.
AUGCAGAAGAAACAACAGUCUCUCAUCAUCAUCAUGCUCCAUAAUUCUUGUUCAAUAUUUUUCAUCUUCUUCCUGUACCUUGGAAUAUCAUGUUACAUUUCAACCAAUGGUCAUGCAGCGUCACUUGGACACUACACACUUUCAUGUCCAUCGUUCAAUAAUUCCAUUUCCUUUUCGGAAUGGUUUGGAACGAAUUUACCAUUCAUCUUUUAUGAUCCUUCUCAAUAUAAUUAUGAUGUGUUUAUUGAAGGAAUGAAACAAUUAAAUAUUUCUCAUGUCAGAAUUCCAAUUCAUUGGUCUGUAUUAGAGCCUCAAAAUGGAAUUUUAGAGCCGACUUAUGUGUCACGAUUGGAUUUCACCAUGGACAAAUUAAGUAAGGCCAAUAUUUCGAGUUUGUUUUUUAUUGCAGGUUCACCGAAAUGGAUCAGUUCGAAUCCUUCUGCCUCCAACUAUGAUCAGUAUCCUCCAACGAGUGUUGAACCUUUUAUUUUAAGAGUGAAAUGGUUAUUAGAACGAUAUGCCAUGAAAGGUUUAGAAAUUAUUCAAAUUUGGAAUGAAGUGAAUCUACCAUCGUUUUGGGCCCCAAUGGAAGAUCCACAAGCGUAUACUCAUUUAUUGAAUGCAACGUUUACAGAGCUCAGAAAUUUCACUCAUUCAUCAUUCUCGAGUCAUGUCAUCCAAAUUGCCAUGUCAGGAAUGGCCUAUUUCAGUGAAAUGCCCUAUCACGACAUGAAUCCCAUGUUUUAUAGUUUGGAACCAUUGGGAGCUUUUAAUUAUUGUGAUAUUGUUUCGUAUCAUCCCUAUUACAAUACUCCUGAAGGAAAUAUUCCACAACAAAAUGUUUAUGAUUUUGAAAUCAAAGCACAAUUGGCUCAACAAUUUUUAUCUAAAUUUGGGAAAAAGAUUUAUGCGACAGAAUGGGGAUGGUCCACGUAUGCGAGUGAUUUUUCUGAGCAACCAUUCAUUACUCUCACACAACAAGCAGAUUAUAUUUUGAAGAGAUUAAUCAUGUUAAUGUAUUUGUGCUUUGAUCGAGUGUAUCAAUUUGCCUUAUUUGAUUUUCCACCUGUGGGGUUUAGCACAAGAGAUACCUAUUAUGGAAUAUUCAAUGCUUCCACAAGUGCAAUGCCAAAUUCUCUUCCAGGGAAACCCUCAUUCUAUGCAUUGAGAAAUUUUCUCAAUUUUAUUGGAAAUCAACAUCCGCACAACUCAUUGCACUCCACUCCAAAAUUAAUCAUUCCAAAAGUGAACGAUCCUGGAAAUAUGCAUUCUUUCACAGUGCAGAAUUCAAAUGGAGAUGUAUUAUGGAUGUAUUGGACAAGUAUGAAUUCUUCGAAUAAUCAAUCCAUGACUCUUGACACGUCACUCAUUAAGGAUAUUUUGAAUCAAACUAUGAAUACUUCAUCCACAUCAAUUGUGGUUACAUUUUCAGUAUAUGAUCCUAUUGAGAACGUAUUGGAAGCUAAUGGAAUUGUCGAAGAUUUGAAUCGAGUAACUGUGAAUGUUCACACGACGUUUCGAGUGGCCAAAUUUUCAUUUUCCAAAAGUAUGAUCAAUUCUUCACCUUCGCCUCCAAAACAAUCUUCGUUUAAACCCAAAGAUUCUAAAAGAGUCUCUCAAGCUGCAUUUACAACUUGGGAUUACCAUCCAUUGAGAUUUGGGUUUAUGUUCAUCAUGAUUGUUUUAACACAAGUAUUAAUUUUAUUGGAACAGUAA